Messenger RNA from Chrysochloris asiatica (Cape golden mole), 2010 nucleotides. It is a transcript of the gene SLC5A11, whose product is annotated as solute carrier family 5 (sodium/inositol cotransporter), member 11. Gene Ontology annotation, molecular function: D-glucose:sodium symporter activity. The transcript is spliced from 15 exons. Gene Ontology annotation, biological process: transmembrane transport. Lineage: Eukaryota; Metazoa; Chordata; Mammalia; Afrosoricida; Chrysochloridae. Bases 1 to 2010 code for a protein of 669 amino acids. Gene Ontology annotation, cellular component: plasma membrane. The record is from RefSeq and is a predicted model, not a curated record.
AUGGAGAGUGGCAUCAGCAGCCCAGAACCCCCGCAGUCAGAUCCCCUUGAGGCAUUUCCUCAGAGGCGCCUGGAGCCAGGUGACAUUGCCGUACUUGUUCUGUACUUCCUGUUUGUCCUGGCUGUUGGACUAUGGUCCACAGUGAGGACCAAAAGAGACACGGUGAAAGGCUACUUCUUGGCUGGAGGGGAUAUGGUGUGGUGGCCAGUGGGUGCUUCUCUGUUUGCCAGCAAUGUUGGAAGUGGCCAUUUCGUUGGCCUGGCAGGUUCAGGCGCUGCUGUGGGGAUUUCUGUAGCUGCUUAUGAAUUUAGUGGCUUAUUCUCUGUGCUGAUGUUGGCCUGGGUCUUCCUCCCGAUCUACAUUGCUGGUCAGGUCUCAACGAUGCCGGAAUACUUACGGAAACGCUUCGGCGGCAAUCGGAUCCCCAUCACCCUAGCUGUGCUCUACCUAUUUAUAUACAUCUUCACUAAGAUCUCGGUGGAUAUGUAUGCAGGCGCCAUCUUUAUUCAGCAGUCUUUAAACCUGGAUUUGUACUUGGCCAUAACUGGGCUGUUGGCCAUCACAGCUGUCUACACUAUUGCAGGUGGCCUGGCUGCUGUGAUCUACACAGAUGCUGUGCAGACUCUGAUCAUGCUCGUAGGCGCCCUCACCUUGAUGGGUUACAGUUUUGCUGCAGUUGGUGGGAUGGAAGGCUUGAAGGAGAAGUACUUUUUGGCUCUGGCUAGCAACCGAACUGAGAACAGCAGCUGUGGGCUGCCCCGAGAAGACGCCUUCCAUAUUUUCCGAGACCCAGUAAACUCUGAUCUCCCAUGGCCCGGAAUCCUGCUUGGAAUGUCCAUCCCUUCCCUCUGGUACUGGUGCACGGACCAGGUGAUUGUUCAGCGGAGCCUGGCUGCCAAGAACCUGUCCCAUGCCAAAGGAGGAUCUCUGAUGGCCGCAUACCUGAAGGUGCUGCCUCUUUUCAUGAUGGUGUUUCCUGGAAUGAUCAGUCGUGUCCUCUUCCCAGACCAAGUGGCUUGCGCAGAUCCAGAAAUCUGCAAGAAGGUCUGUAGCAACCCCUCUGGCUGCUCUGACAUCGCAUAUCCCAAACUAGUGCUGGAACUUCUGCCCACAGGGCUUCGUGGGCUCAUGAUGGCUGUGAUGGUAGCUGCGCUCAUGUCUUCCCUCACCUCCAUCUUUAACAGUGCCAGCAGUAUCUUCACCAUGGACCUCUGGAAUCAUAUCCGACCUCAGGCAUCUGAGAAAGAGCUCAUGAUUGUCGGCAGAGUGUUUGUGUUGCUGCUCGUGCUGGUCUCCAUCCUGUGGAUCCCUGUGGUUCAGGCCAGCCAGGGGGGCCAACUCUUCAUUUACAUUCAGUCCAUCAGCUCCUACCUGCAGCCGCCUGUAGCAGUGGUCUUCAUCAUGGGAUGUUUCUGGAAGCGGACCAAUGAAAAGGGUGCCUUCUCCGGCUUGAUCGUGGGCCUGGCCAUAGGCUUGAUUAGGCUGGUCCUGGACUUUAUUUAUGUGCAGCCUCUGUGUGACCAGACAGAUGAGCGUCCAGCAGUGGUGAAGGAUGUCCACUACCUCUACUUAUCCAUCAUCCUGUCUGUGGUCACCUUGCUCACUGUGUCCAUCGUGAGCUGGUUCACAGAGCCGCCCUCCAAGGAGCUGGUCAGUCGCCUGACCUGGUUUACUCGUCAUGAUCCUGUGGCCCGGAAGGAACCGCCUCUGCCUUCUACCCUUCCUCGGAAUGGGACCCUGGAGGGUAGCGGCACCAGCAUCCAGCUUGAGACUGUUCAAGAAAACAUGCCCAGAACACACAGCUGUGAUGUGACCCCAAAACAGUCCAAAGUGGUGAAAGCCAUCUUGUGGCUCUGUGGAAUGGCGGGCAAGGACAAGGAAGAGCCCACGAGCAAAGGGGAACCUGCCCUAGCGUCCUUGGAAGAAAAGCCCUUCGUGAAAACCCUUCUCGACAUCAACCUCAUUAUCUGCAUCAGCUGUGCCGUCUUCCUCUGGGGUUACUUUGCUUGA